CCGUCAUUCAUUGCACUGCUUUGGCUCCAUGUCCACCAUUCACACCAUUGCCACUCCCCACCGCGAGGGCCAUCAUCACCAUGAAUCAUCAUCAUCCCGCCGCACUGCACCGUACCGUACCGCACUGCACAAUGCAGCAGAGCACAGAGCACAGAGCAACUUCUGGGUUCUGCCCUCGGCAUGAACCAGCACACGCUGCCCUCUUCUUCGUGCCUGCUCCCUCCCCCUCUGGUUGUCCCGCCAUCCAAUGGGCGAAAACAACACCCGUGGUCUGUUCACCCACCCCUUUCGAAUUCAGGGUCUGCCCGGCUGGGUCUUGACAUGGAUCGACUGCCGACAGCCUGACUUUCGUCGCCGUAUGCCCAUGGGGAAGGAAGCUGGGGAACCUAGGAAGGGCAAAGGCAAGGCCUGUCGUAUCCCCCAACACCCGUGUGAAUGGCUUCAUAGCUCCCCUCUUUUCCCUACACCGACCCAGAUGCCACCAAUGUUGCCUGCAUGCCCAGACAGGCCUUCAUCCAACCCAAACCGUCUUACCCAUGCCUCAACUUGGCCUGGUUUGGCAUCGUCUUUUCUGUUUCGCCCCGUGCUGAGCUGUCGACCUGCUGCCGAACCCUCUACGGUAUCUCCCCGGUCAGGUCACCUCGUCCAAGCGGUCGAGCAAGCACCAGCACGCACAGGAGAGACUGGUCCAAUGUCAAUUGCCCUCGACUACCAAGGGUAUCUGCGCGUGGACGAGCCCAUGUCCACCACGCCAAUGAAUCAGUGCAAAUGUACCAGCUAGCCGUUUGCGUGGUCCGUUUUCUUUUUCCCUCGCUCUGCAACCCCCGUCUGCUGCCCUUUUUCUUACCACACACACACACUCACUCGCACUAGUAGCUUUCGUACAUACAUGCACACCUAGGCGAGCCUCUCUCUCUCAUUCUCUCUCUCUCUCUCUCUCU
Colletotrichum navitas is the source of this 941-nucleotide messenger RNA. RefSeq lists its product as uncharacterized. The coding region runs from base 248 to 781 and encodes 177 amino acids. The transcript has a single exon. Lineage: Eukaryota; Fungi; Ascomycota; Sordariomycetes; Glomerellales; Glomerellaceae. The record is from RefSeq and is a predicted model, not a curated record.